Messenger RNA from Paramecium octaurelia, 786 nucleotides. The record is from the annotation of a GenBank genome assembly. NCBI's taxonomy places the organism in Eukaryota, Ciliophora, Oligohymenophorea, Peniculida, Parameciidae.
AUGUCAUAAAGAGUACAUAAACAAGCUAGGGGAAAUAUGAAAAGUUUGGUAUUUUAAAAUAAAAACUAAAAUUAUAAUCAUUUUCAUAUUAAUAACGUUUUGGUUUAAUUAUCUUCUGUUAACCCUAUCAAACUUAUGAACAUUACUGUUGAGUUUUAAGUACUUUUCUCGAAAAUCUGAAAGUAAAUAUGAAAUUCGCUUAUUUCAUUAAUUGACUUAAUAUAAAAAAUAAGAAUUUACCUUACCAAUCUUCUCUUGUGAUAAAUAAGUAAGAGAAAUUAAAUUAAAUUGCUUGCUAGAAUCUAAGAGGUAAAUAAGAUGAAUAAUUCACUUAUAAUAUGUGCAAUACUACACGAUUUAGUUUAAUUUUUUUUUUAAUUCAAACAAAGAACAUAAUACUUAAUAGGAAAGGUAAUGUAGAUUCAAGAAUUAACUCUUUGGGCUGGGUUUAUAUACAGACUAUCUUGUUCAAACUCCUCUUGCAAUUAAGUAUCUGUUUAAAAAGUCGAUUAUUCUGGAAGAAUAGAAUAUAAGAAAAUAUCUAUUUUUUAUAUAUAAAUUUGAGACUCGAUUGUAAAAUUCAAAUUAUUAUAGAAUAGUAGAAAUGUGUAUUCUAAUAUUUUAUUGAGGGUAAAUUUAUUAGAUUUUUCGGAUACAUUAUUUAACGAAUAUAAGAAGUAUUUCAACUAUAAGGUCGAAUAUUUAAAUGCUGUUGCAUUUAUAAUUAAUGAAAAUAGUCAUAUAGAAUCUUCAGGUGUCUCUGUAGUUCGUGAGGUGGUUGAAUGA